CGUUGCAAUUUUAAUUAACUAGGCCUAUGCAGCAGCUAUUCCGGAGGUCACCUGCUGCUGCUCGACAUUUAUGUCAAAAGAUGGACAAACUGGACGAAGUUACAAUUGCCACACUCAGAGCUGCUAAUAUUGGAGAAGACUUACUCCCCUCGCUUUCCCGAGACGACAUAAAAGACCUCUUUCCUGGUCCUGAAAAUUUCUUGAGGCAGCGGGCUAUAUGGCUUGUUGUAAAUAAAGAUGAAAAGGUGGAUACUGCUCCCGAAAUUCAGCAAUCACCCCCCACUGGAGGCAGUGACCUUUCAAAAGAGGAGGCCAAUACUUCUAAAUUUGUGACUGUCAAACCCAGAAUACAUAGUCUUCACAGACAGUGAGCUUGAACAGGUGCGACGCUCCUUUGAACAGAAACGGCUGGGGACCGAGCACAAUGUGACCCUAUCCAGAAUGCCAUGGCAAAGCGACUGGUGGAUUACUAUCCAAUGAUAAAAGACAGGUCAUCAAACAAUGAGUGGGAGCAUGUUGCCAAAAAGCUCAUGAAGAGACUCUCAAAUGUCAGAAGUCCAAAGAAGGCCAAAGGUCCUCCUUCCAAGAAACCACGACAAGAAGUCAGUUCAGACGUUGCAACUACUGACUAUGACGGAGAUUCCAGUACAUCCACCAUUAUUCUGGAAUGGUCACAUGUUAGUCCCAUGGGCAUCCCAGUAGAUCUGUCACCUAGAACCAGCACCCCACCGCAGAACCGGAACAGCAGUGAUGAAGUGAUCUUGUUCAGUUGACAUCAUGGACAGCCAGAAAAUCCAAGCAAGACCCUCCAAGAAAUGUACAAGUCCAAAAAGCCAAACAAAGCUGCGGUAACUCAUUUGCUGAACAUGGAAUUUGACUCUCGAAGACGCUUCAUGACCUCUGAUGUUUUAAAGGAGCAAGACAGAGCAACAAAGAUUCUAGAGGCUUACCCUUGUUUCAGAGAACUGGAUCAUGUGCUGGAUGAGCUGCAGCGAAUCAUCCAACUGACCAACUCCCAGUACAUAUCAGAGAUGCAGAACAGAUGGAAAACCUUCUAUUCAAAGGUCCAGUUUUAUGGAGUGAUGAAGAUGGCCAUGAAGCCUCCUAAAACUUUGAAUGGAGUGGAGCAUAUCACAGCUGUCUUCAGAGCGCUGCCACUGCUCUUUCCGUCCAGCUCUUUGCCACCGAAGAAACUGGGCUCAAGCAGCGAGGCUCUUUUCCAUGUCCUAGCGACUUCCGAGGAUCCUAACGGUUUCAUGCAGCAGCGACCCCUGUCUUCUCCGGUUCUGCUCGUUUCUGAGGACAACUGCAUAAUCGCCAUCGGAAAAACACCUGUGACCACCUUCACCAUGGACAGACUUAAUGAGGGACUUCUCUACGUCAUGGCAUAUUACUAUGUCCUGCACAUGACCUACCCCAAGUGCAUUUCUACACUACUGUCAGUACUGCAGACAGAGGUACUUCAAGAUUCAAUUCAUGAGCAGGACUUGACCCCUCACUACAAAAAAGUGAUGGGUGAGUGGAAGUCAUUCAGUGAGUGAGUCCCUUUGUCCAUCACUCUGCCCCACUCUUCCUGUUGCAAGACUUUCAAAGAAAGUUGGUGUUCUGUUUUAAAAAAAAGUUCACAGUUAGACACAUUUGUUGGUGAGAUUGAAAACCUUUCCUGUGGGAUAAUAUGCUGCAAAGCAGCUGCAACAUGGUGUUUAUUGCUGUAGUAUGCUGCUACAAUAACUGAUGGGUUUUUUGAUAGUGAGGUUCAAAUCAA
This is a messenger RNA of Cyclopterus lumpus (lumpfish), 1765 nucleotides long. RefSeq lists its product as uncharacterized. The record is from RefSeq and is a predicted model, not a curated record. NCBI's taxonomy places the organism in Eukaryota, Metazoa, Chordata, Actinopteri, Perciformes, Cyclopteridae. The transcript is spliced from 8 exons. Bases 816 to 1541 code for a protein of 241 amino acids.